Messenger RNA from Alternaria hordeiaustralica, 960 nucleotides. RefSeq lists its product as uncharacterized. NCBI's taxonomy places the organism in Eukaryota, Fungi, Ascomycota, Dothideomycetes, Pleosporales, Pleosporaceae. The transcript is spliced from 3 exons. The record is from RefSeq and is a predicted model, not a curated record. The coding region runs from base 1 to 960 and encodes 319 amino acids.
AUGUCAAUUACCAAAUUGCAACCUGACUGGUGGAUCGAACUCGAGAACACAUACGAAGAGCGAAUCAAGCAACGGAAAUCUCUAUUCGCAAAGCACGGCGAAGCAGUCCUUCAGGCUCUACCAGGCUCGGAGCUUGCCUGCAAAGAACUCAUGGAGAUGGUACUGCAAUUCGUGUGCGCCAGGUACCCACAUUACUUCCACUUAUCAGCAGACAACAAGACAUUUCACAAUGGCAUACUAAAGAAAGACACCGAUCUCACCACCACGCCACCCUUGCACGUUCUCCUGAACAACAUCCCCGAAGACUUCGCCAUCAUGCUACGAAACGAGAAGACAGGACUAUACGUGUUCCGCGCAGGCAUCAUAUGCAGUGCGCUCGGUUGGAACGUAGGCUCGAAGAUCAGUCUCGAACUCGCCGACAUACACAAACCCAUUCCAGACUACAAGGAGAAGAUGCAGUUCUCCAUGGACAGAUACUUCGCCAAAAAGCCGACAGACAAACCCAUUCAACGCGGCUCCUGGGGCCUAGAAAUCGACACACCCCUCUACAUGCCCCCCGGCGACCCCCACGAGGCCGUCCGCAAGCAACAACUUCCCGCCUCUGAACUCCCCGUAUCGCGCAUCCACCUCCGCGUAGACUGGCAGACGCUGCGCAGGCUCCCACUUUCAGGCGCCGUCGUGUUCAACUUCAAAGCGCUGUUUACCCCGAUUGAGGAGUUUAGGGAGGAGAAAUGUGUGCCGGGGUUGUUGCUCAAGGUGCUGAACGAGGGGAAGAAGGAGUUAAUGGAGUAUAAAGGGACGUGGCAUGUUGAGCACGUUGUCAAGCCCAAGUUGGCGGAGUGGCAUAGAGAACAGGUUGAGAAGGGGUUGGUGAGCGAGGACUGGGAACCCCAGACUCUAGAUGAGAGUCCUUGGUUUGAAGGGUGGGAGGGGAAGUGGAGGAAGAGGCAGGGGUUUUGA